Messenger RNA from Myripristis murdjan (pinecone soldierfish), 10812 nucleotides. RefSeq names its product ubiquitin specific peptidase 24 (gene usp24). Bases 163 to 8028 code for a protein of 2621 amino acids. The transcript is spliced from 67 exons. The record is from RefSeq and is a predicted model, not a curated record. Gene Ontology annotation, molecular function: cysteine-type deubiquitinase activity; protein binding. Gene Ontology annotation, cellular component: nucleus; cytosol. Gene Ontology annotation, biological process: protein deubiquitination. NCBI's taxonomy places the organism in Eukaryota, Metazoa, Chordata, Actinopteri, Holocentriformes, Holocentridae.
UCGGGGUGACGCACUCUACGCAGCUACGGAAACGCUGGGCUCUGUUGUGGGAAGCCAUCGUGACAGGUUAGCAGCGGACUGUAAACAUGGCGGCGUGCACGGCUACAGCGCCGUGCUGCACACCCCAUCACUAUUAGUCUGUGAGACGGAGACACCCCAAACAUGGAGACCGAAGAGGAGCAGCACAUGACGACGCUCCUCUGCAUGGGGUUUCCAGACCCCGUCGCAAUACGGAAAGCACUCCGGUUGGCGAAGAACGACAUCAACGAGGCAGUUGCGCUUCUGACGAACGAAAGCCCGGGACUCGGGUAUGGAUAUGAGCCGAUGGAGAGCGGGCCUAACCCGGGCUUGGGGUCGAGUGGAGACGGGGAAAACAGCGGGCGCACCGGGACCGGAGGAUUUGACCCUCCGCCCGCAUACCACGAUGUAGUGGAUAGCGAGAGGAACAAUGAUGAGAAUGGGAACUGCUCUGGGGGAAGCAUGGAGUUCCCCACCACCAACCUGUAUGAGCUAGAGAGCAGAGUCUUCACUGACCACUGGUCCAUACCUUACAAGAGAGAGGAGUCCCUGGGCAAGUGUCUCAUCGCGUCCACCUGCCUUGCCCGGCACGGUCUCACUGAUGCUGAUGAGAACUGCAAGCGGUUCAUGGACCGGUGCAUGCAAGAGGCCUUCAAAAAACUGCUGACCAGCAGUGCAGUCCAUAAAUGGGGGACUGAAAUCCACGAGGGGAUCUACAACAUGUUAAUGUUACUGGUGGAGCUUGUGGCAGAGAGAGUCAAGCAGGACCCCAUACCUGUGAACCUGAUGGGGGUACUAACCAUGGCCUUUAACCCUGAUAAUGAGUACCACUUUAAGAACCGGAUGAAGGCCUGUCAGAGGAACUGGGCUGAAGUUUUUGGAGAUGAGGCCAACAUGUUCGCCGUCUCUCCUAGUAACACCUACCAGAAAGAGCCUCACGGUUGGCUGGUCGACUUAGUGAAUCGAUUUGGAGAAUUGGGAGGAUUCACUGCCAUCCAGACUAAACUCAACGCAGAGGAAAUUGAGAUUGCAUGUGUAUCAGCUCUGGUCCAGCCUCUCGGUGUUUGUGCAGAAUACCUCAACUCCAGCCUUGUCCAGCCCAUGCUAGACCCAGUCAUCCAUAAGAUGAUCACUUAUGUACAAAACCUGGAGGAAAAGGACCUUAAAGACAAGCGUCUGGUGAGCAUUCCAGACCUGCUGUCGGCCAUUAAGCUGCUGUGUAUGAGGUUCCAGCGGGAGCUGGUCACUGUGGUGGAUGACCUGAGGCUGGACACACUACUGCGUAUGCUCAAAACCCCCCAUUUCUCCACCAAGAUGAACUCCCUCAAAGAGGUGACCAAGCUGAUAGAGGAGAGCACAGUGUCUAAGACGGUGAAAAAUGCCAUUGACACAGAUAAACUGCUAGACUGGCUGGUAGAGAAUUCUGUCCUGUCAAUAGCACUGGAGGGUAACAUCGACCAGGCUCAGUACUGUGAGAGAAUUAAAGGCAUCAUCGAGCUACUGGGGAGUAAACUGUCCCUGGAUGAACUCUCCAAGAUCUGGAGGAUUCAGGCUGGUCAGUCAUCCACAGUGAUCGAGAAUAUCCACACUAUCAUCGCUGCCGCUGCUGUCAAGUUCAACUUUGAUCAACUCACUCACCUCUUUGUGCUCAUACAGAAGAGCUGGGAGGUGGAGAGUGACCGUGUAAGGCAGAAGCUACUCAGCCUGAUCGGAAGAAUUGGCCGAGAAGCUCGUUCUGAAGCUACAACAGGAAAGGUGCUGGAGGUGCUGUGGGAGCUGGCCCACCUCCCCACACUGCCCACCAGUCUGGUUCAGCAGGCAUCCGAGGAGCACCUUGGCAUCCUGAGUGACGCCUACGCUGUCAAAGAGACUGUGAAACGCAGUUACAUCAUCAAAUGCAUCGAGGACAUUAAGAAGACUCAUACUCAGGAGGAGAGUAAAGGCAGCGACACUCAAAGUUCAUUUCUUACUGGCUCUUGGGGCAAGAGGAAAGCCAGCUCAUUGGCCAAAGCUUCUCAGCAGAGCAGUCCUCAGGCAGUCUGGGUUGUCCCUGCUCUUCGUCAGCUGCACGAGAUCACACGCUCUUUCAUCAAGCAGACUUACCAGAAACAAGACAAGAGCAUCAUCCAAGACUUGAAGAAGAACUUUGAGAUCGUCAAACUGAUUACGGGAUCUCUCGUGUGCUGCCAUCGACUCGCCGUGACAGCUGCAGGAAACAACGGUCUCUCAGGUUCCACCCUGGUGGACGGUCGAUACACCUACCAGGAGUAUCUGGAUGGCCACCUGCGCUUCUUGGCCUUCUUCCUUCAGGAGGCCAGCCUCUACCUGGUGUGGAACAGAGCCAAGGAGAUCUGGGAGUGCCUGGUGUCCGGACCUGACGUCUGUGAACUUGACAGAGAGAUGUGUUUUGAGUGGUUCACUAAAGGACAACAUGACCUAGAGAGUGAUGUUCAGCAGCAGCUCUUCAAGGAGAAGAUCCUCAAACUGGAGCCGUAUGAGAUCACCAUGAAUGGUUUCAAUCUAUUCAAGACCUUCUUUGAAAACGUCAAUCUGUGUGACCAUCGCCUGAAACGGCAGGGGACUCAGCUGUGUGUGGAGCGCCUUGACCUAACAGGGAUGGAUUUUAUCUGGCGUAUCGCCAUGGAGACCCCAGAUGAAGAGAUCGCCAAUGAGGCCAUCCAACUCAUAAUCACCUACAGCUACACCAACCUCAACCCCAAGAUGAAGAAGGAUUCUGUGUCUUUGCACAAGAAAUUUAUCGCUGAUUGUUACAAGAGACUUGAGGCGGCCAGUUCUGCCCUGGGUGGGCCCACCUUGACACAUGCUGUUACCAGGGCAACCAAGAUGCUGACAGCCACUGCCAUGCCGACUGUGGCCACCUCUGUCCAGUCACCAUCCAGAUCUACAAAGCUAGUGAUAAUCGAAAGACUGCUGCUAUUGGCUGAGCGCUACGUCAUCACUAUAGAGGACCUGUACUCAGUUCCUCGCACCAUUCUACCUCACGGGGCCUCGUUCAACGGUCACCCUGUCUCCCUUCACAUCACCUAUGAGUCAACCAAAGACACCUUCACCUUGGAGGCACAUAGCAAUGAGACAAUAGGAAGCAUCCGGUGGAAAAUUUCUGAACACCUGAGCUGCCCAGUAGACAAUGUUCAGAUCUUUGCCAACGACAGCGUGUUGACUAUGAAUCGGGACCAGAAGCUCCUGUCCCAGCUUGGCUUCAGUGACGAGCAGAGUUUGACUGUGAAGAGCUCUGGCACCGGCACUCCCUCUGGCAGCUCUGAGUCCUCAGCCUCUGCCUCCAGCAGCUCCAGCUCUGCUGUCUUCAAUUCUGCCUAUGCAUUGGAGCAGGAAAAGUCCUUGCCUGGUGUGGUGAUGGCCUUGGUGUGUAAUGUGUUUGAGAUGCUUUACCAGCUCGCUAACCUUGAUGAACCCAGGAUUACUCUGCGUGUGCGGAAGCUGUUGCUGCUGAUCCCUACAGAUCCAGAAGUGCAGGAUGCUUUAGACAACUUUGUUCCCAAAGAGUCCAGUGUCUGGAGCCACCAGAAGACGCUGUUCACACUUGGUCAAGGCACAGGCUCUCGUUCUCCAUCUCUGUCUUCUAAGCAGCAGCACCAGCCUAGUGCCGCAUCCAUCCUAGAGUCCCUGUUCAGAUCCUCAGCCCCCGGCAUGUCCACCUUCAGAGUGCUCUACAAUCUCGAGGUGUUGAGCUCCAAACUGAUGCCCACAUCAGAUGAUGAGAUGGCCAAAACUAGUGUCAAGUCCUUCUGUGAGAAUUUCCUCAAAGCAGGCGGCCUCAGUUUGGUGGUGAACGUUAUGCAGAGAGAUUCAAUCCCCUCAGAGGUGGACUAUGAAACCAGACAAGGAGUCUACUCUAUCUGUCUUCAGUUGGCCAGAUUCCUUCUGGUUGGCCAGAGCAUGCCAGCAAUGUUAGAUGAUGAUGUCAUCAGGGAUGGAGAGGCGCUGUCGUCCCGCCCUUUCCGUAACGCUGGUCGGACUGGGCGACAGCUGUCCCUGUGUGGAACUCCAGAGAAGUCCUCCUACAGACAAAUGUCCCUGUCUGAGCGCUCCUCUAUAAGAGUUGAGGAGAUCAUACCUGCUGCUCGUGUAGCUAUUCAGACCAUGGAGGUAGGUGACUUCACCUCCACUGUAGCCUGUUUCAUGCGUCUGACAUGGGCAGCUGCAGCCGGGCGAUUGGAUCUAGUGGGCAGCCCUCAGCCAAUCAGAGAGAGCCACAGCUCACUUUUGCCCCAGGGAAUUCGCACCCGAGUCAGCAGCACAGGAAGUAAUUGCAGCUCCAGCAGUGAGGGUGAGGCUACACCAACAGCAUUACAUGCAGGGAUUUGUGUCAGACAGCAGAGCGUCUCCAUCAAAGAUGCCAUCAUCGCCCGUGAAGCCCUGUCACUGUUGGUUACCUGUCUGCAGCUACGCUGUCAGCAGCUCUCUUCGUUUUACAACCUCCCCUCCGUCAGUGACUUCAUCAUUGAUAUUCUGCUCGGAUCUCCCAGUGGAGAGAUACGUCGUGUUGCUUGUGAUCAGCUGUACACUCUGAGCCAGUCUGACACCUCAGCCUUCCCUGAGCUUCAGAAGCCCAACCUGUUCCUCCUCUCAGUCAUCCUCACCGCACAGCUGCCAUUAUGGAGCCCGACAUCCGUCAUGAGAGGAGUGAACCAGAGACUGCUGUCCCAGUGCACUGAGUACUUUGACCUUAGAUGCCAGCUUCUGGACGAUCUAACCACCUCAGAGAUGGAGGUAUUGAAGGUGAGUGCAGCCACCAUGCUGGAGGAUGAGAUCUCCUGGCUCGACAACUUUGAGCCCAGCUGGAGCUCUGAGAUGGAGACCAGCGAGGCGGAUAACAUCCUCCAGGCAGGACACCUCCGGCUCAUCAAGACGUUGCUGUCACUGUGUGGCAACGAGAAGGAACAUCUUGGUCCAUCUCUGAUCCAGCAGUUGUUGGAUGACUUCCUGUUUCGAGCCUCACGCAUUAUCAUCAACAGCUCUAACCCCACACCCUCCCCAGCCCCCAGCCAUGACUUCCACCCCAAGUGCAGCACAGCCAGCAGCAGGCUGGCAGCCUAUGAGGUGCUGGUGAUGCUGGCAGACAGCUCGCUCUCCAACCUGCAGCUGAUCACCAGAGAGCUGCUCUCAAUGCACCACCAGUCUGACCCUUCCCUUAGCAAAGAGUUUGAUUACCUACCCCCAGUAGACAGCCGGUCAGUCUCAGGGUUCGUUGGGUUGAAGAACGGUGGAGCCACGUGUUACAUGAACGCUGUGUUCCAGCAGCUCUACAUGCAGCCAGGCCUGCCAGAGGCUUUCCUGUCUAUUGAAGAUGACACAGAGCAGCCAGAGGAGAGUGUCUUCUGCCAGGUCCAGUCUCUGUUUGGCCAUCUGAUGGAGAGCAAACUGCAGUACUACGUACCUGAAAACUUCUGGAAGAUCUUCAAGAUGUGGAACAAGGAGUUGUACGUGAGAGAACAGCAAGAUGCUUAUGAGUUCUUCACCAGCCUGGUGGACCAGCUAGAUGAACAUCUCAAGAAAAUUGGUCGCGAACAGAUCUUCAAAAACACUUUCCAGGGCAUCUUCUCUGACCAGAAGAUUUGCAAAGACUGUCCUCACCGGUAUGAGCGUGAGGAAACCUUCAUGGCCCUGAACCUGGGCGUGACCUCCUGUCAGAGUUUAGAGAUCUCAUUGGACCAAUUUGUCAGGGGGGAGGUGCUGGAGGGCAGUAAUGCCUACUAUUGUGAGAAAUGCAAGGAGAAGAGGACGACUGUGAAGAGAACAUGCAUCAAAUCCCUGCCCAGCGUUCUCUGUAUCCACCUCAUGCGCUUUGGCUUUGACUGGGAAAGUGGUCGCUCCAUCAAAUAUGACGAGCAGAUCAGGUUUCCUUGGGUGUUGAACAUGGAGCCAUACACAGUCUCCGGCAUGGCUCGUCAGGACUGCAGCGGAGAAGGAGGGGAGGGGCGGGGCGAUGGAGCAGCAGGAGGGUCACCCAGGAAGAAAGUGACCAUUUCUGAAAACUAUGAACUGGUGGGAGUUGUUGUCCACAGCGGCCAGGCACAUGCCGGACACUACUACUCCUUCAUCAAGGACCGACGAGGUAGUGCUCGUGGACGUUGGUACAAGUUUAAUGACAACGUGGUGGAGGAGUUUGAUAUGAAUGAUGAAACCUUGGAGUAUGAAUGCUUUGGAGGAGAGUACCGCCCCAAAGUCUAUGACCAAUCCAAUCCAUACCCUGAUGUGCGGAGGAGGUACUGGAACGCCUACAUGUUGUUCUAUCAGAGGAUUAGUGACCAGAACUCUCCUGUCCUGCCCAAGAAAAGCAGAGUCAGCGUCAUGAGGCAGGAGGCUGAGGACCUCACACUGUCCGCCCCCUCCUCCCCUGAUGUUUCCCCUCAAUCGUCUCCUCGGCCUCCCAGGGCCAACAAUGACCGCCUCACCCUCCUCACCCGUCUGGUCCGAAAAGGAGAAAAGAAGGGCCUGUUUGUAGAGAAGAUGCCCGCCAGCAUUUACCAGAUGGUGAGAGAUGAAAAUCUGAAGUUCAUGAGGAACAGAGAUGUCUACAACAGUGACUACUUCAACUUCACGCUCUCCCUGGCCUCUGUCAAUGCAACAAAGCUGAAGCAUCCAAACUACCAGGCCAUGGCCAAAGAGAGUCUUCAGCUAGCUGUUCACUUCCUGUUUCACACCUACCUGCACACUAAGAAGAAACUCAGGGUGGACACGGAGGAGUGGAUGGCGACAGUGGAGGUGUUGCUGUCUAAGAGCAGUGAGGCGUGCAAGUGGAUGGUGCAGUACCUGGUUGGACCAGAGGGGAGAGAGAUCACCAGGGUUUGUCUGCUGGAAUGCAGCGUGAGGGAGGUCAGGGUAGUGGUGGCAUCUAUCCUGGAGAAGACCUUAGAAAGCGCUCUUCACUUUGGUGACCCAGGACUGGACGGCCUGACUGACGCUCUGCUCUCUUUAUUGGACAAAGACGUCCCUGAGAAUGUCAAAAACUGUGCACAGUACUUUAGCCUCUUCAGUAACUUCGCUCAGAGGGGUUACAAUCCUUGUCAGUUGUUGCUGAAACACUCUGCUUAUCGGCGGAUGCUCAUCUUCCUGCUGGGCCCCAACAGGCAGAACAACCAGAACCGGCGGUGGAGUCCAGCCCAGGCUCGGGAGUUCCUUCACCUCCAUAGCACUCUGGCUCUCAUCACUCUGCACUCGGACCUCAGCACACACCGCACCCAGACUCCAGGAGUGUUGAAGCUGAGUGUGAGUAGCAUCCCGUCCGCCAGCCCUCUCCUACCCCUCCACUCAGACAUCAUGGCCUCACUCUUCACUCCAGAGGGGCAGCCCUAUCUUCUAGAGGUGAUGUUUGCUAUGCGUGAGCUGUCAGGUCCCUUGUCCCUCCUGAUUGAGAUGAUCACCUACUGCUCUUACUGUAACGAGUCUUUCUCCCUGGGAGUCCUUCAGUUACUCAAGACCCAGCUGGAGACGGCUCCACCUCACGAGCUAAAGAACAUUUUCCAGAUGCUUCAGGAGCUGCUGGUAGUAGAAGACCCUCUGCAAACCCAGAGACUCAAGUAUGCUUUUGAGUCAGAGAAAGGCCUAUUAGCUUUGAUGCACCAGAGCAACAAUGUUGACAGCAGCCGCUGCUACCAGUGUGUCAAGUUCUUGGUCACACUGGCCCAAAAGUGCACCGCAGCUAAAGAUUACUUUAAGGAUCUGUCUGGUCACUGGAGCUGGGCGGUGCAGUGGUUACAGAAAAAAAUGUCAGAACAUUACUGGACUCCACAGAGCAACGUCUCCAACGAGACAUCCACCAAUAAAACUUUCCAGCGCACUAUCUCAGCACAGGAUACUUUGGCCUAUGCCACAGCACUGUUAAAUGAGAAGGAGCAGUCUGGCAGCAGUAAUGGCUCUGAUGGCAGCCCAGCAAAUGAAAAUGCUGACCGCAGUCUCCGACAGGGUUCUGAGUCUCCCAUGAUGCUUGGUGAUUCGAAGAGCGAUUUAGAGGAUGUAGACCCUUAGUUCAUCCAACCAGCAGGAUCCCUCCAAUGGAGAGGCAGCACAGCUCUCGGCAGCCACUAGAAAGACUGCACUUCACCUCUGAUUGGUCAGGACUCCACUACAGCCAAUCAGAACACUUAUUCUCUCAGUCGCUAUGGCAAUGAAGGAGCUGUGAAUAAAACAUGAAUCACUUCCUGCCAGACCAGCCCAGGAGUUACUGGAGCUGGAUCAUCAUUAAGGGCAGGAGAGCUGAUUAUAGGGAAGUGGAAACCUUCCAUGAUAAUGGAUGACUUCAGUUUAUCCUUUUAUUCAUUCAUUCACUCAGAAUGACAAAAAUAUUGAGGAUGGGGUUGUGUUGUGUUUUAACAAUUUUUUUUGCUCAUAUUUGCCAAUGUAUCUACAUAGACAUAUUCAUAUUGUAAAGAUUUGUUUCAUAGAUGUAAUUUCCAAUGUAAAAUAAUAUUUUAAAGUCUCCUGUGCUCUUCUCCACAACCAUGUAAUUGCAAGAGGUAGCGUCACCUCACCUGCUCUAGAGGAACUUGCAUACAGAAGUGUGUGCACAUGUACAGGAACACCAAUACACACACACACACUAGCACGCAACAGUGGUGGAGUUAAGUAAGCACUUUAUAGUCCAACCCAGUCUAUUGUGAUGCACAGCAGCACUGGUCAGUUCCUCUAGAGGAGGGCACGUCCCACCUCCUCACACGUGUCUCCUCUUCCUCUUUUGCUUUUUGACACAUUAGAGCAACUUAUAUCCCCAGUGCCACAUAUGCAGACACAUGAUAGCAAGCCCUUAUAGCAAGCCACUCAGCCUGUGACUGAAUCUUUGACCCUGGUAUCCGCAGUGUAGCCAUGGGAAUGCAGUAUGACAGGCCUUGUCCUAGAAACUGGACAGAACCAGGCCCGAAGCAAAUCUGGAAAGAGCCACGCCCUGGUCAGCACUCUCUUUUCCUUUUCUGGCUGACGAGCAGCUCAUCUGCUGGAUUUUACUCUUUUCUUGCGUUUCUCUGUGUUUUAUGUGUUUACUUUGCUGGCUUCUUCUAGUUGGGAUGAAUUUGGAAAGGAAGUUUAGGGUGAGGGACUCAUGCCUUAUGCAAGUAAAGCUGCUGUGUGAGUGCACAGACCAGCAGUGGUGGGCCGUCAGUGCUGACUGGAGGGGAGCUCAGGAACAUGUUUUAUUUUUGGUGCCAAUGUUAUACACACACAUACAUGCAUACAUACACACAUAUGCACAGACGAAAGCACUAUGCUAGAACAACAUGCAAACAUAUGCACAUUCGCUCGCUCACUCACUCACUCACUCACAAAAACACAAAGAACAGGUCCUCCUCGCUUCACUGUUACCUCUGUGCUUUAUCAGGUUUGAUUUGCCAAUGGAUUUUCUUUUUGUUUUGCCUUUGCUUUCGUCUACCUUUGGAAACACACACAGAGGAAUCUAACCCAAAUGUAGCCCAAGAAAAACUCCCAUGUAAACCAUUGCCCUAACCUAGUCAUCGGGAGACUUGAAGUGCCUUAACCUCCCGAUCGGUCCCCUGCCCCACUUCUUUGACACUGUAUUGUCACUUCUCUCUGAGAAGAGGUUAAAGUCUGCUCCUUCUGUCCUGACUGUCACAACACAUCAGUCUCUCAUCUGGUCAUUUACAAUCUUGCAGUUGGGACUGCAAUAGGGCUUCCUCAUUCCCACUAGACCCAAAACGAUGGGGGAAUUUCCUCUGUGUGUUCCGAGCCAAGGACUGUAGGAAUGUAACUGUUGGUUGUUAUCUGGAUCCUGUGUGUAUUCUGGGUGGGGGGUGGGAUUUGCGAGUGUCUAUGCCCUAUUAAAACAGGGUUUAGCUGGACAGGACAGGGUUUUUUGCGAUGGUAAAAUGCUGCUUCUUUUCACACAAUGUAGACUAGAGCAGAGACACAUUGUAGAUUAGAUAGCGAUUUAUGCUAACUAGUUUGACAGACGUUCAGAAAGAGAACCACAUUCUGUGCGUUCUUGAGCAUUCACAGUCAGUUUGAAGGGCUCUUCACCCUCUGAUUGGCUCUGGUAUCAGAAAGAGUCCAAACUAGCUUAGCAUAUUAGCUCUCAGCUUUAACAGGUCAAUGUUUACAGUGUGAGGACCUACUUAGCAAUCAUGCAAAUUUUAUUUUUUCAGUUGGAGUCAACAUGAGGUCAAUCUGCUAAGGCUCCUCUGCAUCCUUGCCAUGGGGUCUUAGGAUAGGGAAAUCACUCUGAUUGCCUCUCGGCACCACUCAGCCCAUUUUCCUCUCUUAUCUCACUAGACGUGAAUGUGACCCUGUGCUCUCUGGCACCUUUGCAUGUGUGACAGUGAGUGGUGGUGAAGUUUGUCUUUACUGUACUGUUUGAUGGAGGAUAAACCAGCCCCUUGUGUUGUUUGCUGUGUAAUUCUCAAAUUCGCACUUACUUUCACAAAUCCACACCCCUUCUCUGUGGCUGGCUAUGUGCUCUCUGAUGGAGCUGCAUGCAGUCUGCGCCGAGUGACAAGAGGCCAUGGCAACAUGAGACGAGCUCAGCCCAGAGUCUAGGUUCGCCCCUAUACAGCACCAGAAGUACUUUUUAAAAGGCUUCCAAACAAUCUUUUCUUUUUAUCCCUGGGAUGCAGGGAGGGAUGGUUAAGUGGGUAGGGAUUGGCAUCUAUACGGGUUUUUACUGUCAUUCAAUUUUGAACAUUCACUUCCGAAAGUCAUGGCAGGAUUCUGUAAUGCAUGUUAAAACCCAGUUUUAAUUUGUACAUCAGAGUUUGAUUAUGGGGAAAUUUGAUAUAAAAUAAACUGGAAUGCACAACCUUUUGCAAA